UCCCACCCGCAGGUGUGGCUGGGUGGAUAGAGAAAUGAAGCCAGGGGGAAACCACAAAUCGCCGGCUUGAACUCCCGCCUUCAAACUCCGAGGCCGUACCGCUCCUCUGCUGCCUGUGACAUCAGAAAGCCCAGCUGUGCGGGAUGCACUAUUUGUUAACCACCGAUUCUAGGAAGGUAAAGAAAAAAUGGUAUCAAGCACCCGGAAGACCAGGACUCCCGUAGGAGGCUGCCAAGAUCCGCACGGUUAGCGGAGGGCAGGUUUUCAGAUCUGUUGGCAACCCUCUAGUGGUGCUCCAGAGUUUUGAAGCGCACGCUCGAUGCGCUCAAGAACAGAAACGGCGCCCCGAUUCGGGGUCUAUCUGGAGGUGAGAUACGUCUCCGAAUAGUCUCCAUCCGGGAGCGCCCCCACCCCCAACGCCUGCGCCGAGCGGUUCCCCGCAAGAGCGCUCGUGCACUCUGCAAAGUUCCCGAUUUCUGGCACGACUUCGGAUUCCGGCCGUCGCCGUCGAAUUCAGCCGAGCGAGCGCCCGUGCCGGCUGCGCAGCGAGGUCCUGCUAGAGCCGAGCUGGUCCCCGGCGCUCGGGCAAAGAAGCUGGGCUGAAGCCGAGCUCGCACUGCCCCCUGUGGAGGCGGAUCUCCUCGGCGAGCGCCCAGCUCUGCGCCCGCCGGAGGGAGCCCCGCAGACUAUGCCAGAGCCCUCGGCGGCGAGAAGUGGCGCUGCCCUCUGCGCGCGGCUCGCUCUCCGGCCCCGGGUGAACUGGGCAGAGGCGCAGCUUCGGCGGCCGAGCGAGCGGCUCGCUCCGUGGGCGGGAGCAGCCCGGGGACGCCGGAGCGCUGGGAGCCGCCGCCACCGCGGCGUGGAGAGGCGGGCAUGCAGGCUGGCGGCACUGGACUUCCUGGGUAGCCCUCCUCAAUAUGGUCUUCGUCUGCAACGGCACCAGCAGCUGCCCCGUCUCGGCUAGCGGCACCCUGGACUCCUUCGCGCCGGAGCCUCCCCGGCCGUUGGGCGGCCCCAGCGGUGCCGGCCUGAUUUCUGGCUCGCUGAAUCCGCCCCGAUUAGGGAUAGGCGGGAAACUUCUGCAAGGGGUUACCGCCGGCCCCGGAGGUGGAGGCGAGGGUGGCGGCGUAGGCGGCGGCGGGACCAGCACCGGCGGUCCCAGCGCGCUCAGCCCGGGCUUCGGCGACGCCGGGACCGACACGCAGUGCGGCGAGCAGAUCCUGAACUACGGCAACGUGGAGAAAGUGGUGAUCGGAGCCGCCCUGACGCUCAUCACGCUGCUGACCAUCGCGGGCAACUGCCUGGUGGUGAUCUCGGUCUGCUUCGUGAAGAAGCUCCGCCAGCCCUCCAAUUAUCUCAUCGUCUCGCUGGCCUUGGCCGACCUGUCGGUGGCCGUGGCCGUCAUGCCCUUUGUCAGCGUGACCGACCUCAUCGGCGGCGAGUGGAUCUUCGGCAGCGUCUUUUGCAACGUCUUCAUCGCCAUGGACGUGAUGUGCUGUACCGCCUCGAUCAUGAGUCUCUGCGUGAUCAGCAUCGACAGACGCACCCACGCAACCUCCGCUGUUCCAGCUGUUCUCUCAGGCAACCAGGCAGCACUCUGCCUCCUUCCCCCUGCAUCCAGCGGGAGGGAGAGGCAGCCAAGGUAUCUUGGCAUAACUAGACCCCUCACCUAUCCUGUAAGACAAAAUGGAAAGUGUAUGGCUAAAAUGAUUCUUUGCGUGUGGCUGCUGUCUGCUUCCAUUAGUUUGCCCCCGCUGUUUGGAUGGGCUCAGAAUAUUAAUGACAACAAAGUCUGUUUAAUCAGCCAAGAUUUUGGCUACACAAUUUAUUCUACUGCUGUUGCGUUUUACAUCCCCAUGUCAGUGAUGCUGUUCAUGUACUAUCAGAUCUACAAAGCUGCCAAGAAAAGUGCAGCCAAACACAAAUUUGCUGGUUUCCCAAGACCCAACGAACGUGAAGGGAUGGUUUCAGCAAACGGCGUAAUGAAACUGCACAAGGAAUCUGAAGAGUGUGCCAAUUUUUCACGUCUGCUUAAGCAUGAACGGAAGAACAUUUCUAUCUUCAAAAGGGAGCAAAAAGCAGCCACUACCCUGGGAAUAAUUGUAGGGGCCUUUACUGUAUGCUGGCUGCCAUUUUUCAUACUUUCUACCGCUAGACCCUUCAUCUGUGGGACCUCUUGCAGUUGCAUCCCUUUGUGGGUUGAAAGGACAUUUCUCUGGUUCGGCUAUGCCAACUCUUUGAUUAACCCAUUUAUAUAUGCCUUCUUCAAUCGGGACCUGAGAACCACCUACCGCAAUCUGCUGCAAUGUAGAUAUAGGAACAUCAACCGUAAACUCUCGGCCGCAGGCAUGCAUGAGGCCCUGAAGCUUGCUGAAAAGCCAGAGUUUAUUCUGAGGAACUCUGAUUAUUCAAGAAGGAAGAGACACGACUUAUGAUUGAAUGCUGAUGGGGCCAUCGUAUAUGGACAAGGAACUGUGAAUCAGUGGAAAUUACUGCAAAUCCAGGCAUUGAAGAAAACCUGUAGGGCGAAUGAAAUGUUCCUUGUCUACUUUGCAAGGGAAUUUUGUAAAGGAAGUUUAUGAACUUGGUAUACAGUAUUAAAUGUAAUCCUGCUAAAUGUAA
Messenger RNA from Crotalus tigris (Tiger rattlesnake), 2622 nucleotides. RefSeq names its product 5-hydroxytryptamine receptor 7 (gene HTR7). Gene Ontology annotation, cellular component: dendrite; membrane. Gene Ontology annotation, molecular function: neurotransmitter receptor activity; G protein-coupled serotonin receptor activity. Bases 918 to 2435 code for a protein of 505 amino acids. The record is from RefSeq and is a predicted model, not a curated record. The transcript has 4 exons. Lineage: Eukaryota; Metazoa; Chordata; Lepidosauria; Squamata; Viperidae. Gene Ontology annotation, biological process: smooth muscle contraction; circadian rhythm; vasoconstriction.